AUGAACGCCCACGGAAAUGCCAUUUGCUCCCUCAACUCACAGGAUGCUUACUGUAUCCGUACCUUGCUGUACUUGUACGAGUACAUGCAAGAUGGUACCUUGGGUUACACUGAGCAAAUGGCAAUUAUUGAGCUGAUGGAUCAACAUGUGAUUCUGCCUCUGCACAAAACAGUACCUAUACUCGUACACAUCAUCAAUAGGUACAUACCAGAUAUUGAUCCCACCGGCACCAGCCCAGGCACAAACAUGCCGUACGAGCGAGCACAAGCAGCAAUCAUCUUGUACGAGUACUCGAUGAGGCACAUGCAAUCAAUACUCCAAUGGCGGGAAUACGGCGCUAAACAAGCUGUGAAAAGGAGAAUUCGCAUCAAAGUCCAAAAUGCAGCCAAGACAGUUUCCCUAAAACGCCAUCCAGAUUGCACCCGAAUCUUGCCCGUCUAUCAUAGUAGCAGUACCUUGAACCUGCAUCAUCAACAUCUCUUCUUCCCUCACAAACAACCGUCCAUCUUCAAAAUCACAGCGCCGGAAUUGCCCUUCCUCUUCCUUGUUGAGAUCCUUGCCAGGAUGGCCAACCAACCGAGCAGCCACGGGUAUUGGAAUAUCGAAGCAAUGCGAUACUCGCUUCCUAGCAGCAGCCCGCACGAAGCGAAUCAGUAG
Molecule: messenger RNA, 657 nt
Organism: Trichoderma virens Gv29-8
Lineage: Eukaryota; Fungi; Ascomycota; Sordariomycetes; Hypocreales; Hypocreaceae
Exons: 4
Coding region: 1-657 (218 amino acids)
Source: RefSeq, a predicted model, not a curated record